This is a messenger RNA of Meloidogyne enterolobii, 1160 nucleotides long. The record is from the annotation of a GenBank genome assembly. Lineage: Eukaryota; Metazoa; Nematoda; Chromadorea; Rhabditida; Meloidogynidae.
ACAACCAGCCAACUACUCUACCAUAAAUCGUCCAAUGUCGUCUACAAUGAAAACUGCGUCAACAAUGUCGGAUGGUAGCAUGCAAUCGUUCCAAGGCGCCACACAGGAGUUCGUUGUAAUUUCCGACAUUGCUUCUGGCGGGUACGGCGCUGUAUUCAAAGUCCGAGGCUCUAAAGGAGGCGUUUUUGCUCUAAAACUUGAGAAGCGUGCUCCAAAGCGUGACCACUACAAGCUGCAGAUGGAGGUGCGGGUGUUGCAGGCCGCUGCCUUGGCAAAGCCGGAAGAGAGACAACACUUGCCCACGCUCAUUGACCAUAGUGAACCGCACAGUUCAAGCAGUAGUAUGUUCAUUGUCAUGACGCUUCUGGGCAAGUCGCUGGGAGACAUAAAGCGAGCGUACAGAAAGAGGAUCUUCAGCCCUAACACUGCCUACUAUUGUGCCAUCCAGUCGAUUGACGCGAUCAAAGAAAUGCACGAUCUUGGCUUUCUUCACCGCGACAUCAAACCGGCAAAUUUCGUGAUUGGAAUGCAAGGGAGCAAAUACUGCAAUACGGUUUUCGUUGUGGACUACGGGAUUGCACGGAAGAUUCUUGACGCUAAGGGGAGUAUGCUGACACCACGAAGAAAGAUAAAGUUCAAAGGCACCGUCCGCUUCGCCCCAGUGACCAUGCACAAGAUGGAGGAGCUUGGACGUAAAGACGACUGCGAGAGUUGGAUCUAUAUGGUUGUGGACAUGGUCAACGUUAAUCGACUUCCGUGGCACAUGGUUACCGACGUGGACGAAGUUGAGCGAAUGAAGAGGAAGGCGAUUGCUGAGCCAAAAACAUUGUUCCCAAACCAUGAGGAGAGCGAGUUACAUGAAGUAUAAAAUAUUUGAAUGGGCUGCACUAUGUGGACAAGAUUGACUACAACUGGAUUCGCGAAAUGGUCAAGCGUGUGGCGAAACGACGGGACUGCACUCUUAUGGAGCCGUUUGACUGGCAACUUAAAAAAAGAAGAACGAUGUCGACCUAAGAAUCGUGUGGUUUUUUUCUCUGAUUUUUUGUACGUAUUAAUUGUAUGUAUUUGCCCAUCCAUAAAUAUAAUAUUUGUGUAAUUUAAUGUGAUUAAGAUAAAUAUUUUUUCCUUGUUUAAUUUAAAAAUUGGGAGCAGACGAUCAG